Trichobilharzia regenti is the source of this 1199-nucleotide messenger RNA. The record is from the annotation of a GenBank genome assembly. Lineage: Eukaryota; Metazoa; Platyhelminthes; Trematoda; Strigeidida; Schistosomatidae.
UCAUCUACACAAAUAGUUUACUUCUUGUAGAAGCUGCAGCUUUCGACAUAGUGUCAUUCAAUGAAGACCACGUCAAAAUGUGGCUAUUUUCGUGUGAAGAACAGUACUAUUUGACAAAAGAAUGCUAUCAGUACAUGAAAUCACCUAUGAAUGCUGACAGAACCUCUUGUGGGUACAGAAGUUAUCAAGUAGAUGUGUCCUUCACUGUAUGUGUGUUUGAACGGGAAUUAUGGUAAGUUGAAAGGUUUCCUCUAAGUGGAUUUAAUAUGUAUGUACACUGAUUGGCGCAGUAUAAUAUGGGUUAUGUGAAUUCAAUGUAUACAAGAAACCUCUAUUAAUAUUGUGCCAUUUUUUGCUUAGUUGACUGCUAGGUGUUUCUCGUUAUUGUUGCCAGUGCAGCGCAUUUGAGAAGGCAAUAACUCGUUUAAUUUACCUCAGUGUUUCACUUGGUGCAAUUAUCCAGUGUAUAGCAGUAAUAUACAUAUGGUUUGUGUUGAUUACGAGAAUUGAAUCUAGUUAGCUCUAUUAUUAUUAAACUAAUGUCUGACACUGUAAAUUUAAUACUGCAAUGUUUUUGAUCACCAAUAGUGGAAAUGAAUUGCUUCUGAAAUUUCCAUUUACCUGAAACAGUACAGAUGCAGUAUCACGAUUGAAUGUCUAGUUUGCAUUAUAUUUUAUUGUUAUCCUAAUCAACACAACAGGUCUGUGUAUCUUACAAUAUUUUAAGUGUUUUUCUAUGCUGUUAACACUGUGCAUAGUUGCUUAGAGUUGAGGCAUGUUCAGCUUAUAUUCAAUGACUACCGACUCCUAAAUAUGAGAAUGUAAUUCCUGUAGGAUUCAUGAAACUAUGCUCACUAGACAUUACUGAGAUUGUGGAUCAAUUUCUAAGCUGUACAUAUGCAAUACCUCAUUUAACGUAGACGUAUUUAGUGUGAAAUUGAUGAGAGAAUGUCUCAACAGUAUGGGUGUUUCAGAGUUUAUCUUGAAAUUUGCGUGUAAUCCUCUAAUGCUGGACAACUUAUGAGGUCUAUUUAUGCAUACGGCGUCAAUAUAAAGACCACCUGUGGACUACAAAUACUUUUAAUUGUAUGAGAACUUUACUUAGUAUUAAUAUAAUCAGUGUAUACUAAUAUAUAAAAUUAUCUUUCAUAAAUUCGUGUUGUGCUUCAUAUUUUAGGUGUAUGGAGGUUGUGGAAUGU